Molecule: messenger RNA, 1258 nt
Organism: Gossypium arboreum
Lineage: Eukaryota; Viridiplantae; Streptophyta; Magnoliopsida; Malvales; Malvaceae
Product: ADP-ribosylation factor-like
Exons: 7
Coding region: 290-835 (181 amino acids)
Biological process (GO): intracellular protein transport; vesicle-mediated transport
Cellular component (GO): cytoplasm
Molecular function (GO): GTPase activity; GTP binding
Source: RefSeq, a predicted model, not a curated record
ACAGCGAUUCUAAAACGCGUGCAAAUCAAGCGUCGUCAUAACGGCGUCAUAAGGGACGAAGCUAACCAAUGGCUGAAAAUUUUUGAAAAUUCAAAAUGGGAAGACGGCGUUCCGUUAAGAUACGAUCCCUUUUUGAGAUCUAUAAAUAGUUAAAUUGCUCGGAGCUUUAACUCCGUGUAAAAUAACACUAAAGGACGGUUCCUUUGAUUUCGAGAGUAGAUAUUCGCUCGCUUCUCUCUUUCGUCGAACUCCGCGUAAUAAUCGCUCAUAUUUCUCGCAGACGUGAAGAAUGGGGCUGUCUUUCACAAAGCUGUUCAGCCGGCUUUUUGCCAAGAAGGAGAUGCGUAUAUUGAUGGUUGGACUUGAUGCUGCUGGUAAAACCACCAUUCUUUACAAGCUCAAGUUGGGAGAGAUUGUCACCACAAUUCCAACCAUUGGUUUCAAUGUGGAAACUGUGGAAUACAAGAACAUCAGCUUUACUGUCUGGGAUGUUGGUGGCCAGGACAAGAUUCGUCCAUUGUGGAGGCAUUACUUCCAAAACACACAAGGACUCAUUUUUGUGGUUGAUAGCAAUGAUCGUGAUCGUGUGGUCGAAGCCAGGGAUGAGUUGCACAGGAUGUUGAACGAGGAUGAGUUGAGGGAUGCUGUGCUGCUGGUAUUUGCAAACAAGCAAGAUCUUCCAAAUGCUAUGAAUGCUGCCGAGAUCACUGACAAGCUUGGCCUUCAUUCUCUCCGUCAGCGCCACUGGUACAUACAGAGCACAUGUGCCACUUCCGGUGAAGGACUGUAUGAGGGACUGGAUUGGCUCUCAAACAACAUUGCGAACAAGGCUUAAAUGAAACAAUUGAACCGACGGUCACACUAACAAUGGCCCCAUUUUGAUGUUCUGGAUGUCCAUCUCGUUCAAGUGUUCUGGCUUUCUUUUUUUAUAUUUCUUAUUCCCUGCAAACAUUACCCAUUUGUCACUUGUAGUUUAAAGAAUAAUUUGAGUAAAUUUCGAUUUCCUUUGUUGUAUUACCUCCAUAGCUGCAAAAGGAAAGAAAAAGGUUUUCUCCUAGUUUGGGGCAGUUUCUACGUUGUGGCAAAAUUAUAUACAUAAUCUAGUACAUCUUAUGUUGAAGCAGUACAUAUAUCUUGAUGAAUCCCAAGGUUUUGUGGCUUUGGAGAAUGCUUUGGAGAAUGGAUUUGAUAUGCUCCAAAAUUUGAUGAAAAUUUAUAUAUUCAAUUGUAAGAGUGGUUUUGUUUUCUUUUUCUUCAA